Pterocles gutturalis (yellow-throated sandgrouse) is the source of this 2366-nucleotide messenger RNA. It is a transcript of the gene SRSF11, whose product is annotated as serine/arginine-rich splicing factor 11. The transcript has 11 exons. Gene Ontology annotation, cellular component: nucleoplasm. NCBI's taxonomy places the organism in Eukaryota, Metazoa, Chordata, Aves, Pterocliformes, Pteroclidae. Gene Ontology annotation, molecular function: RNA binding. The record is from RefSeq and is a predicted model, not a curated record. The annotation marks the transcript as partial.
UGACUCUCCUUUGCCUGUGUCAUCGCGUGUGUGUUUUGUAAAGUUCCAUGAUCCUGACUCGGCAGUUGUGGCCCAGCACCUGACAAACACUGUAUUCGUUGACAGAGCGUUGAUAGUCGUACCAUAUGCAGAAGGAGUCAUUCCUGAUGAGACUAAGGCUUUGUCUCUCUUGGCACCAGCCAAUGCUGUGGCAGGUCUGCUGCCCGGAGGUGGGCUCCUGCCUACUCCCAACCCACUGUCUCAGAUUGGUGCUGUUCCUUUAGCUGCUCUAGGAGCUCCUGCUCUUGAUCCUGCCCUAGCUGCUCUUGGGCUUCCUGGAGCAAACUUAAACUCUCAGUCUCUUGCAGCAGAUCAACUACUAAAACUGAUGAGCACAGUGGAUCCAAAGUUGAACCAUGUAGCUGCAGGUCUUGUUUCACCAAGUCUGAAAUCAGAUACCUCCAGUAAAGAAAUAGAAGAAGCUAUGAAAAGAGUACGAGAAGCGCAGUCGUUAAUUUCUGCUGCUAUAGAGCCAGAUAAAAAAGAUGAAAAACGAAGACAUUCGAGGUCAAGGUCACGCUCAAGGAGGAGGAGGACACCUUCUUCAUCUAGACACAGACGGUCAAGAAGCAGAUCAAGGAGAAGGUCCCAUUCAAAAUCAAGAAGCAGGAGGCGAUCUAAAAGUCCAAGGCGAAGAAGAUCUCAUUCCAGAGAGAGAAGCAGAAGGUCCAGGAGCACAUCCAAAACCAGGGAUAAAAAGAAGGAAGAGAAAGAAAAGAAACGUUCUAAAACCCCUCCCAAAAGCUACAGCACAACUAGACGAUCAAGAAGCACAAGCAGAGAAAGACGACGUAGAAGAAGCAGGAGUGGAUCACGGUCACCUAAGAAACCCAGGUCUCCUAAAAGGAAAAUGUCUCGCUCCCCAUCUCCAAGGAGGCAUAAAAAGGAAAAAAAGAAGGAUAAGGACAAGGAGAGAAGUAGAGAUGAGAGGGAGCGGUCAACAAGCAAGAAAAAAAAGAGCAAAGACAAAGAGAAGGAUCGAGAACGGAAAUCCGAGAGUGACAAGGAUGUGAAAGUCACAAGGGAUUACGAUGAAGAAGAACAAGGAUAUGACAGCGAGAAGGAGAAAAAGGAAGAAAAGAAAAUGGCAGAUUCUUCCUCUCCGAAAGGAAAGGAUUCUGGCGCUGAUAAAGGAAGUGGAGAUGCAGCAAGGGAAUCCAAAGUUAACGGGGAUGAUCAUCACGAGGAGGACAUGGACAUGAGUGACUGAAUUUUGCCUUUGCAGCCACCGCAGCUGCAGACGUGCAUCAGUGUCAUUCCUGUGUGAUUCUUUUAUGCUGUACUCGUUAAUCCUAAAUCUAGAUGUACACAGCUCCAGACUCUACGUGGUUUGUAAAUCUCCCGAUACUAACUCACGUCAAAAGCUCUAUAGAAAGGUAACCAUUCUUGUUACGGCCGAAAGGGAUUGCGUAGCCAAGCCAUUCUUACUAACUUGGUGAUGCUUCAAGCAAAAGUAAAAAGCUGCAUGCGUCUACAGCAGGCAUGGACUGUUGUUGUCCGAUCUCCUUUAGUCGAUCAGCUCACCUCUGAUAGUGUUUCUAGAGUUUGAUUCAUCGCAGUACUAGAGCAGUGUAGGAAUGCACUGACUGCAUGUUGAUUGUGGCAGAAACAUCCUCCGUGUUCUCCAGUCCUACAACAUACGGGAUCUACUUAAGGGUCUUAAGCGUGACUACACAAAAAAAAAAAAAAUAAUGACAGUACAUCUGAAAAUAAGCAUCCUGCUAGCGAUAGUUUUUUUUGGGUUUGUUUUUUUUAAGCCAUGUGGCUGGGGUUGGUUUGGUUUUGUUUUGUUUUUCCCAGUGGGUUUUGUUUGGCUUUGACAAAAGUUAAAAUGCACUGACCUUUUUGAGGGCUUUUUUUAAUCUGUCCAUUCAAAUCCAUCUCAGGCAAGUUGUAAUGGUUCUUAACUUUUCAUUUUGGGAAGUGAAAAUCUCUGUUUGAUCAGCGCCCAGUGAUUAAAGGUUGAUUUGUGCAGGUUUCAUAAUCCGGGUCAUUUUAUUUGUUAAUGAGCUGAAGCCAUCCCAGAAAGGUAGUGCAUUUUAAAAUUGCUUUUAAGAGCAAGUCUACUUGAUAAUGUACUUUUUACUUGAUCUCAAGUUGUAUAAACUAAUAAUUUGUGUUUCCUGUCACUGCAGUAGUAACCUUAUGCACACAGUGAUUCCAUGUUAUAUGCAAGUAGUUAGGCGAGCUCUCUCCUUAGUUCCAGAAGCUCCAGAGCUUUUCCUUUUGUGCAGGUAAAGAGGCAGAAGUAGGCUCCAGUCUGUGCCAUGUCGAUGUACAGUUUCUGAAAUUGUUUUACAGAACUUUGAUAAUAAAACCCUUAAACU